GGCCUCCUGAGACCCAGGCGGGCGGAGGGCUGAGCUCGCCAGGCUGGGCUCCCGAGGUCCCGGCCCGCGCGCGGAAGGCGGGCUCCCCCGGCCCCUCCUCCGCCGUCGGCGCCGCCCCGCCCCCGCCCCGACCCGGGCCCUGGGAGCCUCGGUGCGCGGCGCGGAGCCCGCCGGCAGCCGGAGCAGGGCGCCCAGGUGGUUGCCCCCUUCCCGCUCCUGAGAUGUCAGGAAGGAGGGGGCGCCCUGCGUCCCCCACAGGGGCCCCCUGGAGCCUGGGGGCCCCCAGCCCGGGAGCUCGGAGGCGGAGGAGGUGCUGACAGGUGCCCUGCGAGAUGCUGCCCCACCCUGCACGGUGCCUCCCCAUCCUCCUCCUCCUCUGCCUCCUCCCCAGCGUCCCCGUGGGACCCCACCCCCCGCCCUCUCCGCUGCCCCCGUUUCCAGGCCCCGAGUGGGACCUCCUGUCCCCGCGCGUGGUGCUGUCCCGGGGCGCCCCCGCGGGCCCCCCGCUGCUCUUCCUGCUGGAGACCGGGGCCUUCGGGGAGCCGGCGGGCGGCCCCGCCAACCGCAGCCGGCGAGGCGUGAGCGAGACGGCGCCGGCCAGCCGCCGCGGGGAGCUGGCCGUGUGCGACGCGGUCAGCAGCUGGGUGACGGACCGGCGGACGGCCGUGGACCUGCGCGGGCGGGAGGUGGAGGUGCUGGGCGAGGUGCCCGCGGCCGGCGGCAGCCCCCUGCGCCAGUACUUCUUUGAGACCCGCUGCAAGGCCGACAGCGCCGGGGAAGAGGGCCCCGGCGCGGGCGGCGGCGGCUGCCGGGGCGUGGACCGGAGGCACUGGGUGUCCGAGUGCAAGGCCAAGCAGUCCUACGUGCGGGCGCUGACCACGGACGCCCAGGGCCGCGUGGGCUGGCGCUGGAUUCGCAUCGACACUGCCUGCGUCUGCACGCUCCUCAGCCGGACCGGCCGGGCCUGAGGCCUGCUCUGCGCGGGAAGGACCUGGGCAAGCAGAGGAGAGAAGAGCUGGAGGCCGAGAGGGACCUCAGGGGGGGCCUGGCUGCUCUGGGCCUCUGUUGUGGGAACUUGUGAAGUCGUCACAAAGUCAGCUCAAUCGGUACAAGACAGGUGGGGAAAAUGGGUGGGGUUUUGAAGGAUGAAUAGGAGUUCUGUGAACGCCACGGCGGCGGAUGAUGAUGAUGAUGAUAGCCUAUGUUUUCUGAAUGUCUACUGUUUAAGAGCUCUAAUACACAACUUGUCAGAUCAA
Messenger RNA from Pipistrellus kuhlii (Kuhl's pipistrelle), 1256 nucleotides. It is a transcript of the gene NTF4, whose product is annotated as neurotrophin 4. Gene Ontology annotation, cellular component: extracellular region. Gene Ontology annotation, biological process: neuron projection morphogenesis; regulation of neuron differentiation; nerve growth factor signaling pathway. The record is from RefSeq and is a predicted model, not a curated record. The coding region runs from base 333 to 968 and encodes 211 amino acids. The transcript is spliced from 3 exons. Gene Ontology annotation, molecular function: growth factor activity; nerve growth factor receptor binding. NCBI's taxonomy places the organism in Eukaryota, Metazoa, Chordata, Mammalia, Chiroptera, Vespertilionidae.